Stylophora pistillata is the source of this 1189-nucleotide messenger RNA. Its product is annotated as histamine H2 receptor-like. Lineage: Eukaryota; Metazoa; Cnidaria; Anthozoa; Scleractinia; Pocilloporidae. Gene Ontology annotation, biological process: G protein-coupled receptor signaling pathway. Gene Ontology annotation, cellular component: plasma membrane. Gene Ontology annotation, molecular function: G protein-coupled receptor activity. The record is from RefSeq and is a predicted model, not a curated record.
AUGUCUGCGCGCCUCACAGGCAUCGUUACUUGUAUUAUCAGCGCACUGGGCUUGAUGACUGCUGUGUCAUGCAAUACGUUAUUUAUUGUAGCCUUUGGGCGGACACGAGAACUUCGUACGUACGCGAACUUAUUCCUUGUUAGCCUAUCAUGUACUGACUUACUUGUAGGCUCCAUUGUGGAACCACUGUACAUAACGCGGCAAUCUCUGGCGCUAUCGGGAAAAGAUGACUGUGGUGUUUGGAUCGCUUAUUUGACAAUGGCUCUGUUCUGUACGGGUGCGUCAUUUCUGAACUUAACCUUAAUAAGCUGUGAGCGCUAUGUCGCGAUAUUUUCUCCGUUAAACUACGUGAGGCUGGUAACAAAAUCUCGGGUGUUGAGUAUAAUCGGUGGAGUGUGGCUAGCGUGGGUGACACUGACUUGCGUGCGUUUUGCUGGAAUACCAAACCGUAUUGUAUACCUGAUUUGUUUCGCUGUCAUUGGCUCAUGUUAUGCUAUUACGGCUUUUGUCUACUUCUUUAUUUUCCGAGAAGCCAGAAGGCAUCAUCGACGGAUCGUUAGCGAACAACGACACUAUGAUCCUCUUGCACCCAGUGUAGCUCGCGAAACUAAACUGGCCAAAACAAUGGCGUUUAUAUUUGGUGCGUUGCUAGUUUGUUACACACCGGGAAUGAUAAUUUUACUUAUCCGCACAAUCAAAGGCGAUUCGUCUCAAUUGUUGUACAAUUACUACCCAUGGGCAGAAAACUUGAUUUUUUUGAACAGUGCUUUGAACCCAAUGAUUUACUGCUGGCGUAAUCGGGAAAUACGCCGAGCAGUUUUCCGAGUUAUUAACCCGGUGAUAAGUCAGAUGUUCAAUCGCCAUUUCGCCUCCUCGAUUAAGGUAGGGUAUGUCAAAGAAGCAAGGUCUAGGACUCCGAAAACUGAAUACGGUAUCUUUGUUUCUGGUAGAAGAGUGCAAACAUCUCAUGUAACAAGAGACGUCGAGAUACAAUCAGUUUGCUCGAGGGAGUAACAAGUGGAUCAUUUCUCGAUCGCAGGCGUGUGGCAAAAAAUUUUUGUUUUGUUCCUGUUAAGGCAAGAUCCUUAUCACAUCAAGCGCUAAUGACUCCAAUUCACCGACGUCUCUUCGAAACUUCAACACUCAAUGAAGGCGCUUCAUCACAAAAGAUAACUCAUCUUUUAAUAUU